This is a messenger RNA of Passer montanus (Eurasian tree sparrow), 3612 nucleotides long. RefSeq lists its product as uncharacterized. Lineage: Eukaryota; Metazoa; Chordata; Aves; Passeriformes; Passeridae. The record is from RefSeq and is a predicted model, not a curated record.
UUCUUCUUAUUUCAGAUCCCAGAAGCAAAGGCGAGUGAGCGCAUGGAGAACUUCUGCAUCACCAUGAAGAAUACAAAUGGGUCUGGCUUUGUAGCCACAUCAUUCUGCACUAUACAUCGAGGUUUGGGUCAGAUCCUCAGGAAUGCCAGUGCAGCUUUCUCCACCACCAGUAACACCUUCAGCUCUUCCACAAGAAAGCUGAAGAAUAAGCCUAAAGUCUUGAGCAAGGCUGGCAUGUCUGGUGACUGCUCUCACAGUGGCUGGUUACUUGUUGAUGAGGAAGAGGUGUGGAGGAUAGGAUGCCUGGGAAGUGACAGCCCCACAGCCCUGCUCUGCAAGGGGAAAUACUGCAGCCAGUACCUGAACAUGCAAACCUUGCAGGAGAAGGCAGGCAUAGAGUCUGAUGACAUUGAAUUGCUCAGAGACUCUCAGAACAGGUUAUUUUUUUGCCAGAAUGGUAGCAGGAAGCAAGAAAACAGGCAGAACACAGACUGUUAUGGCGAGAUCUCCCAUGAGCACAAGCUCUGCCGGUAGUGCCUUCUCUACAAGUACACGUGCAUACAAGAGCUGACAGCAAGAGAGGACAAGUCACCCCUCUACCUGGUGGUUUGGCACCAGGUCAGAGGCAUGAGGAAUGUCUGGUACAAGGAGCCAAGGGUGGGGAUCUGCUGUCUCAGAGCUGUCAUCUUCAAGCUGAUGAAGAACCUGGAGCACUGUGAAAAUUUUACUUUUGUCUCCUUCACUAAAUGCUUUCAGGAAGUUUUUCCAUCUUGGCAUCUAAGAUAAAGCAACUCUGCCCUCUGUCUGCUCUCAGCAUCCAGCAUCCCAAGAAGUCUCUAGGAUGACGUGAACAAAUUUAGCUGCUUUUAAACAAGAUAAAAAAAGUGGAAAGACAGGACAGGGCAGAGGAAGGCAGACCACAUGCUGUGGUCCCAUUUUGGGGAUGAAUACUGCUUUUUUUCUGAAGAGCUGGGGAGCAGUGGUCUCCUUCAUCACAACCAGAUCUUCCAAGGGAAGAGCUGGUGAAGAUUUUUUUCCUCACUGGAGGCUGGUAACAUCUAUAGGAUAGAUUUUCCUCCCCAGCAAGCAUAGCUAGGAGAAAGGACACUGAGUUUUGGGGACCAAGAAGCCCUGAAGCUUAAGUACCUAUGCUUUCAGAGGCACUGUACAAAAAUUACUUUCUUGUGAAUCAUAUCUUUUAAUGGUUCACACCUUUGUACACUUGUUUGGCAUAUUGUAAAUACAGUUAUUUUUCAUUACAUGUCAUUUACACUAGACCUGUAGGCACUGCAAUAAACUACUACUGGUUUACUAAUUAAUAAACAAACAUAUGGAAUUAAUUAACAAAUUAAUAGCAGACAAAAAUAUAGCAUCCCCAAAGGAAAGCAUUUUUGGUCAGUCGUGUAUAAAUGGUGAGCACUUAAUAAAAAAAAACCAGCAGUUUGGGUUUUGGGAAAGGUUUUGAGACAUUUUAAAAGGGGCUUAUAUCAGAAGUCAAAUUCUUGGUCUGACACCCAAACGAUAUAAUUUUCAAAAACUGGUGAUUAGGUACAAAAAUAAUUGCCUUGAACUUCUACAGCUAUGGCUUGGACCACCUUCUCUUGAGAGGAAAACUUCAUUUCAGCUGGAGUUGUGACAAGCCUUUAAGUCACAAAGACACUCUGGAAGACUUAGCACAGAGCUGAGGAGCAACAUUUGAUGUGCAAUCAGCUUCUGUUCUAAUGGAAAGGUGUGACUGGGUUUUUAUCUACCCUAUUGCAGUGCUGUGAGAGGACUGGUGAGGUUUACCAUGCCCACUAUACAGAAACUGAUUGUUCUAGAUCUGUAUAACACCUCUCCCCUGCCAUGUCAGAAUAAAGCAGAACACUAUGGCAAAAUUGUUGAUCAUCAUCUGACUACUAAUGAGAUGAAAAUAUUUCAACAGAUAUACUUGCAACUGAAAUCUGUAACUCAGCUGGAAUCAGUAAGAUCAUUACUCCUUCAUCUGAGUUUUGAAUUUUUUUCAAUUCCAAGUCCAGUCACUAACUGCAAAAUAAUUAAGGACACAAUUCCCACCCAUUAUGUGAAUUAUGAGAUGCAGGAAAGCUAACACUUGCUGGUAAAUAAUGCAUUUUAUGUCAGACCAGUAAGAUCCCUAGCUGUGAUUCAGUGUUUUGCUUUGUUCUUCAUGAAAAUGGUCUUGGUUUUGAAAAGCUGUCAUAUUUAUAGGGAUCUGCAAAGUGUAUUUUGUUACUUGCUGUAAAUAUUACUUAUGGGGAUAUUUCUGAAAUCAAUUUGAUUGUCAAAGAGAAGCCUGUAAUUUUCACUAUAGUGUAUGCAUUAGGAAAUCCCAUAGGUAGAUCUCCUGCCACUUGAAACCAAUAUUGUAGGAAAUAGCUGACAGAAAAGAAAAACACAGAUAAGAGUCAGGGAGGAGGAAGGAGACCCAGCACUGGCUUUCAUUGCUGUAUCAAAAGCAAGCAAGAAAUCUUCAGUGACGCAUCUACAUGAACCUAUAAUGGCAUAUUUACAUGGAAUGCACAAUGCAUACUGAACAUCACAGAACUGGGAGGGAGUGAACUGCUGUCUGAUGGAGAUUUAUGUCCUCUGAGUGAGGGAAAAGUCCUGUAUAAAUUCUAUCUGGGUGUGAACCACUGAGAGGAGAUGAAGCCUCAUCCAGUUUGGCAUUAUGCUUGUCCUGACCAUGCAUAAAAAUAUUCACUAGCACAGAAUAGGCAUUUUCCUGACAUACCUUUCUCAACCUCCUUCUUUGGAAGUGAUCCUCUUUAGACAGACAUUGAAUUCACUGGUUUGGACAAAACCAGCCUUAUUAACUUGAGGGUCAGGCUCUCAUCUGGCACGUGUGAAACCGUGGGUCAGCUCAGGUUCCAAUUGUUUUUUUACCAUUCAUCCCAAGGGAAGGAGCUCCAGUCAGAUUGAGAGCACUGCCUUUGCAAGCAUAAAUCCUGGCACUUUCCUGUGCUGUGGAGGUCAGGACACAUUCCAGGCCUAGACAGAGCAGCACACAGACUGCUCCUCAGUGGUAAACUCUUACUUCUGGGGUUUCUGGUUGCCUUCUCAGAUGGUCUGAGAAGCACCAGCACAGGGUAAUACUAUUUUGAAGUCUCAAGGCCUCCCUUGGAAAGUGAGAACCAAAGCCUCACUGGGGUCUAAUUAUCAUCUUGUAUUUAAGGUGCCAUCUGCACUUCCCAGCACUGAGCCGGAGUGUCAGGCUGUCCCACAGGAGCAGAGAAUAAGAACUCUCCAGAGCUAAAAGAACUGAAGUGCUCCCACAAGCACAGCUCAAACCCAUGUUCCAAGACAGCACUGGCAACUCAUCUUGCAGCCCCAUGGCCCACAAAAGAAGCCUUUUUCCAGUCAUCACUCAUCUGCUUUACCCUCUUUUUCUGACCCUUACAGCCUGGUGGCAAAAGUAAGUUUCUGGGAGGACUGUGCCAAUUAAUUGCCUUCCACUGGGUCAGAGCCUGAGGAUGUGGCAAGCUGACACAUGCAAGAUGCAGGCGGUCUCUGUGGGUUAAAGCAGAGGAGCCUUCCAUCCCCUUGCCUUAACCUGUCCCCUUAGAGAGCUCUGGACUGAGACUGCUCAAUGUGCACUCAUCAGGUGCUGCUGUU